CCGCGCGCUCGUAUCGCUCGGCUCCACGCGGCUCUCGGCGGCGGCGGCCGAGGCGCAGGGCUGAGCGAGUGUUCGGGCGCCGGGGCUCCGGGAACGGCGGCUCCAGCUCCUGCGCGUGGCCUCACUCCCUUUCUCUGCCCCAGCCCAGCUACCUCUUUGCCAUGGCUCUGGCAGACAGCACGCGUGGAUUACCCAACGGGGGCGGCGGCGGGGGCGGCAGCGGCUCUUCGUCCUCCUCGGCAGAGCCGGGGCUCUUCCCCGACAUCGUGGAGCUGAACGUGGGGGGCCAGGUGUAUGUGACCCGGCGCUGUACGGUGGUUUCGGUGCCCGACUCGCUUCUCUGGCGCAUGUUCACGCAGCAGCAGCCGCAGGAGCUGGCCCGGGACAGCAAAGGCCGCUUCUUUCUGGACCGGGACGGCUUCCUCUUCCGCUACAUCCUGGAUUACCUGCGGGACUUGCAGCUCGUCCUGCCCGACUACUUCCCCGAGCGCAGCCGGCUGCAGCGCGAGGCCGAGUACUUCGAGCUGCCGGAGCUCGUGCGCCGCCUCGGGGCGCCCCAGCAACCCGGUCUGGGGCCGCCGCACCCGCGGCGCGGGAUGCCUAAGGAGGGCUCGCUGGGCGACGAGCUGCUGCAGCUCGGCUACGCGGAGCCGGAGCAGCAGGAAGGCUCCUCAGCCGGGGCGCCGUCGCCCACGCUGGAGCUGGCUAGCCGCAGCCCGUCCGGGGGCGCAGCGGGCCCGCUGCUCACACCAUCCCAGUCGCUGGACGGCAGCCGACGCUCAGGCUACAUCACCAUCGGCUACCGCGGCUCGUAUACCAUCGGGCGGGACGCGCAGGCAGACGCCAAGUUCCGGCGGGUGGCACGCAUCACUGUGUGCGGCAAGACCUCGCUGGCCAAGGAGGUGUUCGGGGACACCCUGAACGAGAGCCGGGACCCAGACCGGCCCCCGGAGCGCUACACCUCGCGCUAUUAUCUCAAAUUUAACUUCCUGGAGCAGGCCUUUGAUAAGCUGUCGGAGUCGGGCUUCCACAUGGUGGCGUGCAGCUCCACGGGCACCUGCGCCUUCGCCAGCAGCACUGACCAGAGCGAAGACAAGAUCUGGACCAGCUACACCGAGUACGUCUUCUGCAGGGAGUGAGCUCCCUAGCUCCCCCCCGCCCCGCGACUCCAGCUCUCGUCCCCCCCGCCCCUUUCCCUGUCUUAGAGAUGGUUAUAGCACCUCUUCCCUCCCGUCCCUCUGUCGUUCACCCCCAGGAGCUGGGGCCAGUCCCCUCUACCCUCAAUUCUAGAACCUGCAGGCGAAAACCCUCUCGGCUUCUUCAUUUUCUUUGGACCCCUCCAACCGAGGGAGCCCAGAUAUACCCCCUUAACCCAUGCUUCCUCCAUCCCGUACCCCAAACCACCCCUCCCCCAGACUGCCCCUUAAUCUGGAUGGAGUGGGGCAGCGUGGCCCCAAAUCACCAAGUACCUAGGAAUGACUGGAUCGUUCAAAAUCAGGACGUGUCCAGCGUGAAGAGAUUCCCUGAAAUCUUCUUGAACCUUAUGACUCAAGAGAUCGGAAUUGAUAACACUGGGGAAGUUAGUGUUCUAAAAGGUCAUUGGAGCCUUUUUUUGAUUCUCUUUAAAGGUAGAUAUUUAGAAGGUUGAAUGAAAAACUGGGAUUCUGGAAUUAAGACCAUAUGGAAGCAGUUCAGUGACUGUAAAUGAGUGAAGUUUUGAAAAGUUACAGAUAAAAGUAGGAGAAGAAUCUAGUGCUGGCACGGUAAAGUAUCGGAUCUUUUCCAGUACAGAAUGAAAUGAAAGAUCUUCGCUUGUGACUUAAACUUGCAGAAAGGGACCCUCCUGCCUGUGGAGGCGCCCUUUCUCGUUGGCUUAUCGCCAGGACUUGGGUCGGCUCUGGUUGACAUGACAGUUUUUUGGCAAGAGCGAGAAAGAGCUUUGCUGCAGAAGAGGGCAGGUCUGCCCAGGUCGCCAUGCCCCACAGAAAGCCACCUGGCAGUGAUUAAAACAGAGCUGGGUAGUCAUGCACGUUGUGGGUAUUAGGAAAGCCCAUAUUCUUGCAGUGAAUGGCAGUAGGAUCAUUCUUAGCUCAUAAGACUUGGGGGUGGGAUUGGGAGGGAAGGAGGAGGGUAGGAAGGGUGGGAAGGGAAGAGCAGACAUACUCAUUUAUUAUUUGAAAUUUGUAAGUUUGUACCAUCCGUUUGAGUACAUGCGUUUUAUUUUAAAACAUCAAAUAGGACAAAAACAUGCAAAGUGUUUUAUAAAAAUGAAUAACAGUAUCUACUCUUAGCUGGCAGUUAUUGAGGUAACCGUUUUGAAUCCUAAGCUUAGAAGUUACAGAUACUUAUAACCUAACCAAAGAGUUACCCAGUAGUGUUUUAGUAUUUGAACUCUGUUUUCUCUGUGAAUAUAAAUCCUGAUUGUAAAAUCGAUUUACUUGAGCAACAUACGUUUGAUUUUGGUUACUCAGACUUAAGAUCUCUUAUUAAAAGUCCUUAUUUUCCCUAAACUCAGUAUGUUUGACGGCUGAGCAAAUCUGAAAACCAGAAAAUGCUACUUGACACUCCUCUUUGAUGCAGUGGUUUGAAGUUAAGGUGGAAUCCUUUUGAGUGCCAGAGCUGUAGAGAAUUAAGCAACAAGGGCUGCCCAUCUGUAGAGAGCUGUAAAGUGAAAUAUUUUUCAGUGAAGGCAAAUUAAGUACUUAAAAGUGAGCUGAGCAAUAAAACAGUGUUUUAGGAAAAUACAGCAGUAACCGAAGGAGACCUGGUUGCCUUAUGCCUUUAAUAUAGAAUAAAUUCCCUCUGCAUAUCCUAUCUACAUCCUAAGUAAAGGGAAAUAAAUCCUUGUCUUUCAUGCUGUGAGGCGUCCUUUGAAUAUUCUGUGAUAAUGAGAAGCCUUUCUAUUUUUUUGUUGGUUUGUUUCAGCAUCUUUCUCUAACGUAUGUUUUUAAAGAUUUUGUAACCUGUUUUCAGUGUUUAAAUUAGUGCUAUUUUUCCUUCUUUUUACAAAUGGAUCUUGUACUGUAUCUUAUUAUGUCCAUACCAGAUGUUACGAAUUGGGACAGUUUUAUUCUUAGACUCAUGUGAUCCAAUCUGUAUAUACCAUAUAUAAACAUUUUACACGAAUCAUUUAGUUUUUUAAUUCAUUUACUAAUGCUAUAAAAUUUCCUGUAUUUAACCCAGUAACUUGCAUCAGAUGGUGUAUAUACUGAAGCAACAUGUUUUGAUGACUUUCUUAUAUCCUUGUCUAUGGGGAAAUUGAGUUAGGAAAAAAUAAUUGUAAAACUGAAUUUGGGCCGUAUUUUUUGCUUGGUUAUUAGUUGUAUACAAAUAAUACACUGAUUAAUUGUCUACUUAAAUCAAGGUACCUGGUUUUUUAAUCUCCUUUUUUUUUGAACUGGGGAAGAGAGGCUUGAAGGUUUUAUUAGAGUUACAUUUUUAGAAAAGUAAAAUUAGCUUUAUGCACAAAGAUGGUCAGGCUAAGGGAAAUGGAAGUAGAAAUCUAGGAAGUUGUGUGGGCUUCCACAUUGAGUUUGCCCUCAGACUUGUAAUGCCUCAGAACGUAUCUUUGUUUCAAGCCUGAAAUGGUUGAAGAAUGUUGCUCGGUGGCCAUAAGGGUCAUAAAGUUUUCUCCACCCCGUAUGGCAUUCUGUGAGAUUGCUUAAAAAGCACAGAACUGAGAACACUUUAAGACAAGAUUGAAACCACUGACAGAUUGCAAGAAACGACAGUUGUGAUUUUCCUUGUUUAAUCUGCGUAACUCCAGGAGUCAGGAGAACCUGCUCAUCUUGUCUCUGCUACUCAAGUCUUAGGAAUUUUGUCUUGUAAAACUUUGCAUUAUUCUACUGCCUUGUGCGUAGACACCUCACUCCCCUCCCCUGCCCCACACUUGCUGCUCUGCAGCAAACCUCUCCUUUUCAUUAUUUGAAGGACUGGGAAUUUAAUGAGUAGAGAGCCUAAACUGACCUCUUUCUAGGGAUGACUGCCCUCUAAAGGCAGAAAUUGCUAACAUGAAAAUGUUCUUCUUUUAGUCCAAAGUAAAGGCUGAGUAGGAAACUCAUUUUAUGUUGGCUGGAAGACAUAACUGAGAUGACUUGACCUGAGCACUCUUUGAUUCCUUCUCCUCCACGGGCAUUGGGCUGUGGGGAAGACCCGUAGCAGUCUACAAAGUGGGCGGGAGUGUUGGUCACCACCUAUGAGCUUGGAUGGGGUAUAGAGAAUCUAGGUGUUUGGAUAAAAUGUCCCCAAACACCAAAUAACCUGGAAGAAUGGCAUAAAUGAUUCAGGUAGUCGUAAGUGUGUUCACCUGGCUCGGAGUGGCAGGCUUUUACUUAUGUUUCUCUAAAUGCCAUUUGAUAUUCAUAAAUACAGCUGGAUGACAUUCGACUUUUGAUAAUUUGAAAAAAAAAAAAAAGACCGUUGUGGCAAGUAGUGGUUAAAAAAAAAACAGGUACCAUGUUCAAUGCUUUUGCACCAUGUGUUUGAAAGUUGCCUAUUUUAAAAUACAUGUAGACCAUAUUCAUUCUAAUUUUCAACUUAUGUGUUUGAAAAAUAUUCCUCAGAGGUGUGGGACCUUCAAAUUUCUUUUCCGUUUCAAUACUGUUUUUGUUCUUGCGUUUUAUAGUUGGUUGUAUUUUGGACUUAUAGCAAAGUGAUAAUUUAUAUUAUUAGACAAAAUGGUCUUCUCUUUCAGCCAGAUCCAAAUACAUGGGACCUGUUGCUUCUCUGAGAAAAUGCAUACUAUGUAUAAGAAACCCAAAGGAGGCAACUGGCAAUGCUUAUACCAUGUUCCAGUUUGCAUUGGCAUUUCCACAGAGUGUUGUUAUUACAUUAAAGCCAUGCAGAUUGAAGCUUUAAUAUUUUUUCUAGUCUUGAAAUUCUGGUAAAUUUUAAUCUAAUAUUCAAAACAUUUUUGCACUCCCACGUAAAUAAUGCUGAAUUACAAAUGAAGACAUUCAGAAAAGUAUAGACUGGAGGGGUUGAAUUUGUUAAGAAUUUCUUUUAUAACCUAACUCACAUAUACUUUACUCAAUUGACUUUUUUUUUUACAUAGUAAACAGAAUAUUUUUAUUGUAAGACUAUCAGAGUAAAUCCUUUGUUUUAAAUUUUUAAAGACUAGUUGUGAUUUUAAGUUUUGUAUAUUUUCCUUACUGUAAAUCAUUAAAAAACUGAAUUAAUUUUCUUAAUUGACUCAAGUCUGUCUGUAGAGAAAUAGGACAUAAAAUACUCAUUUAUUUCCAGUGGCUAUAGUACCUGAGAUAGAGUUUUCUAGAGACAGGAACCAGUUCUGUUGAAGUUAGCUUUUCUUUGUCACAGUUUUGGACAAUAGCUAUCUACAAGUAUUAACAUUUGAGGAUUUAGAUUCUCUACUGGGGCCCUUGAAACUUGGAAGAAAAUUCAACCAGAAGAUCUACAUUUGUGAAUGAUCUUGUGUGGAGGGAAGAUGGACUAGUUGACCGAGAAUUCUUGUCACCUUAUACAUUUUGGGAUUAUUUUCCAAGCCAAGUUUUUUUCAAUGUGUUUUGAGGUAUGUGGACAUUUACUGUAAACUAUUAUGCAGCUGUCUUUGUGACUUUAUAGGCAGGUGAAUUUUGUUCCUACUGAAAAUAAAUGACAGCAGUUCAUUUAUGAUCACUCAAACAGCAUCAGUGACCGCUUACUGAGAAAAGGUGAAGACUUCAUGGAUGUUAAUUUUGAAGAUUCGAAUUAUAUAUUGCUUAAAAUUUUCCAGGCAUCUGAACAACUGUUACCUACUAAACAAUGUAAGGCCCCCAUAGAGCUCUCUGGAUUCUGAAAUUAUUGAAAAUGUUAUAUGCUUAGUGAUAUAUAUCAUGGAGCCAUUUUCUCAAAAUACAAGGAGAGAGGAAAAAAAAAAUCAUAAGAUCAUCAGACUUUUGUAAUGAAACAGAAAGCUAGGAAAAAAAAUCACUUUAUAUUUUUAAACAGAUAUUCAUGAAGUCUUUUCAGAAUUUCCCAAAUUUAAAGUAAGAAUUUCUUCAGUCAUCUAAAUGCUCUAGAGAAUUUUGUUCUCCUUAUUCACAACCAGUUGUAUAACAGAAAUACCCAAUACUGUUUUUCUCCAUGUGUGUGAAUCAUUAUGUGACUCGUUAUGUAUUCUAUUAAACACUAAAGAAUAAAACAUUCACUCCAUUU
Molecule: messenger RNA, 6153 nt
Organism: Loxodonta africana (African savanna elephant)
Lineage: Eukaryota; Metazoa; Chordata; Mammalia; Proboscidea; Elephantidae
Gene: KCTD12
Product: potassium channel tetramerization domain containing 12
Exons: 1
Coding region: 162-1139 (325 amino acids)
Biological process (GO): protein homooligomerization; regulation of G protein-coupled receptor signaling pathway
Cellular component (GO): postsynaptic membrane; signaling receptor complex; presynaptic membrane
Molecular function (GO): protein binding
Source: RefSeq, a predicted model, not a curated record